This is a messenger RNA of Tribolium castaneum (red flour beetle), 1747 nucleotides long. RefSeq names its product F-box and leucine-rich repeat protein 7 (gene Fbxl7). Gene Ontology annotation, cellular component: cytoplasm. Lineage: Eukaryota; Metazoa; Arthropoda; Insecta; Coleoptera; Tenebrionidae. The transcript has 2 exons. Gene Ontology annotation, molecular function: protein binding. The record is from RefSeq and is a predicted model, not a curated record. The coding region runs from base 214 to 1650 and encodes 478 amino acids.
GCACCCCUGCGCACAAUUGACAAAAAGUGACAACUUUGACAUUUAUUUAGGUUAUAACAAUUGCAUUUGCAAACCUCAAUUCCGCCCAUUUCCUGCCAUAAACCCGCAAUGGGGACCCCAGAAUGACUGUUCCUCCACUCCGGAGCACUCAUCAACUCAACUUACCGUGCCACAAACCCUAUGAAGACUAAUUGAGCCCCCGUUGGCUGGGCCAUGGACCGUCUCUCGCCGCAACCCGGGGGCUGUCCUCUCGUCCACCUGGGGCACACCUCAUCCGACUGCAACGAGAGCUUCGAACGCAAACAGUACUACCAGCCCAGCAGCCCCCUUGACCUCUCGUCCUUGUCACUCGGGAGCGGCUACUGGGGCUACAACGACGCUCCCAAGUACUACCGCGCCCCCUCGAAUUACCUCCUUGAUAAUUUCACCAAGUUGGGCAAGUCCAGCCCCAGUCUUGACCAGGGGUACCACACCCUGGGUUUCGCCCCGCCCGAAGGCAACAUAUUCAAAGGAAAGAAGUACCAGAACAAGAACAAUUCGUUCGACCGCUUGACCGAUGAAGUAAUAAUCCGGAUUUUUUCGUUUUUGUCAAGCAUUGAUUUGAGUAUUUGUGCCAUGGUUUGCCGCCGCUUUAACAUCCUAGCGUGGGUACCCCCUUUGUGGCGGAUCAUCAGGCUUGAGGGGGAGCACGUCCGGGGGGACCGGGCCAUAAGGGGCAUCCUGCGCCAGCUCUGCGGCCAGAUGGACACCUGCCCCAACAUCGAGCGCAUCCAUGUGACUUUCGGGGCGAAAAUCUCCGACAAGAGCCUCCUGAUGUUGGCCCGCAGGUGCCCCGAACUGACCCACUUGCAACUGAUCGGUUGCACGGUCACCAACAACGCUCUCUUCGAGCUCGUCACACGCUGCACAAACUUGCAACACUUGAACGUAACAGGUUGUGUGAAAAUCUCCUGCAUUAGCAUAAAUCCAGGGCCGGACUCGUCGCGCCGCCUCCAGCUCCAAUAUCUGGACCUGACCGACUGCUCCGCCCUCCAGGACAGCGGCUUGCGGGUGAUUGUGCACAACUGCCCCCAGCUGACCCACCUGUACCUCCGCCGCUGUGUGCAAAUCACGGACGCGGGGCUCAAAUUCGUGCCCAGUUUCUGCACCGAUUUGAAGGAGCUGAGUGUGAGCGACUGUGUCAACAUCACCGAUUUCGGACUGUACGAGCUGGGCAAGCUCGGCCCCGUCUUGCGCUACUUGUCGGUGGCGAAGUGCCACCAAGUGAGCGACGCGGGGCUCAAGGUCAUAGCCAGAAGGUGCUACAAGUUGAGGUAUUUGAACGCGAGGGGCUGCGAGGCUGUCUCUGACGACGCUGUUAUUUUCCUGGCGAGGUCGUGCACCAGGUUGUGCGCGCUGGAUAUCGGGAAGUGCGACGUUAGCGAUGCCGGGCUGAGGGCUCUGGCGGAGAGCUGUCCCAAUCUGAAGAAGCUGAGUCUGAGGAGUUGCGAUCUUGUGACGGAUCGGGGGGUGCAAUGCGUGGCGUAUUUCUGCAGGGGACUGCAGCAGCUCAAUAUACAGGAUUGCCAGAUUACGUUAGAGGGGUACAGGGCUGUUAAGAAGUAUUGCAAGCGGUGUGUGAUUGAACACACCAAUCCGGGAUUUUUCUAAGCCAUUUUAUGUAUUUUUAUAUUGAGAUUGUUAACUAUUUAUUUUUGUAUAUUUGUAUAUGCUAAGAAUAUUUUUUAUUAAAUUUUUUACUCUACUA